Rodentolepis nana is the source of this 948-nucleotide messenger RNA. The record is from the annotation of a GenBank genome assembly. NCBI's taxonomy places the organism in Eukaryota, Metazoa, Platyhelminthes, Cestoda, Cyclophyllidea, Hymenolepididae.
GUUACACUCACCAGUGAUUGUCGAGGUGAGGUUGAGAUCUGGCUGACUUCACCAAUGGGGACAAAGAGUAAACUGUUGAGCAAACGACCGUUUGAUAACGACGUGGCUGGAUUCCACGCAUGGCCGUUCAUGUCUGUCCACUUUUGGGGCGAAAUGGCUAAUGGAACUUGGACCCUCACUGUCCACUCUGGUCAUGCUGUCGGAUUGGUAAUUGUUUAUAUUCCCUUCAUUGUCCGAUUGCGAUGGGUCUCAUUCAUUGGAUGGAGUCUAACGCUCUAUGGAGUGAGUUCUAAACCUCCCCAUCAUCCUUCUCUAACCAAAUCAGCGGGUCCAAAUCCUUCCACUCCACGAAGUACCAGAGAAAGACAUCCACUUGCUUCAAUGUUGGAGGAACAUGAACCUCCUGGUGUUCUAUCUCGGCCUAAGUCGCCCCAACCACAGUCCUCAAUAGGAUUUAAUGCAAAAUCACCCUCCGCUGGAUUCCCUCCCGAUGCCUAUGCCGUGGAAAUCGAUGGAAACCUUCCCCUGCUUCCUCCACCCUUUCAACUCCCAUUUGAUCCAAACUACAUGAACAUCUGGAGUGAGUCAAUCAUUGAUAACGCUGGAAACGAUAGGUGGCAUGGUACUGGUGGCAACAACCAUCGCUCUCAUCCAAUACUUUCGAAUGGGGUUAGAAAUGGUAUUCAUCAGUAUCAGAACCCCUAUGCUGGUGGCUAUGGGCUAGAACGGUUAAAUUCACCCCGAAAAUCGACCACUAGUGGAGACGAGAAUGGGGGCGUUGGUGGAUGGCAGAGAAUUGACCUCCCGCGACAAUCAGCAGGUAAAUCAGUGAAGUCUUCCUCGGUGUGGUGGUUGAAGGAUAAAGUAAAUGGAGCAUCUACCGACAUCGUCGCUACGUGGUCCUCGCUUUUCGCUAUUUUUUAUACUUUCGUUCGUCUGCUUGUCUGA